AUUUAGUAGACUUGGAUGCCUCAGCAUAUUCAAUUGACUUAAUAGGUGCAGAAGUGAAGUCCAUAAAAUUUACAAAAGCAAUAGAUUCAGUAUAUUCAAUUGAUAUAAAAGAGAUGGUAAGUUCAGUGAAUUUAACAAGCAUAUUGUUAGAUUCUGUAGAUUUAUUAGAUUCAAUAAGUUUGGUUGAUUUAGUAAAUUUAGUAAAUAUGGGUUCAGCAGAUUCAAUAAAUGUAGGUUCAGUAGAUUCAGUAAAUGUAGGUUCAGUAGAUUUAAUAGAUUCAGUAAAUGUAGGUUUGGUAAAUUCAGUAAGUAAAAUAGAAAUGUUAGCAUGUUUUAAAUUCAAUAAUAAGUUAAUGGAAUAG
Messenger RNA from Cetraspora pellucida, 362 nucleotides. The record is from the annotation of a GenBank genome assembly. Lineage: Eukaryota; Fungi; Glomeromycota; Glomeromycetes; Diversisporales; Gigasporaceae.